Molecule: messenger RNA, 723 nt
Organism: Hippopotamus amphibius kiboko
Lineage: Eukaryota; Metazoa; Chordata; Mammalia; Artiodactyla; Hippopotamidae
Product: trefoil factor 3
Exons: 3
Coding region: 1-309 (102 amino acids)
Biological process (GO): maintenance of gastrointestinal epithelium
Source: RefSeq, a predicted model, not a curated record
AUGAGGCUUCCUGGCCGACGCCGCAUGUCCUCUGGGUGGUCAGGUCCCCAGAGCCCGCCCGUGACCAUGGAGGCCAGAAUGUUCUGGCUGCUGGUGGUGGUCCUGGCCUUGGUGUCCUCCCGCUCGACCGGGGAGUACGUGGGCCUGUUGCCAGACCAGUGCGUGGUCCCGGCCAAGGACAGGGUGGACUGCGGCUACCCCGAGGUCACCCCUGAGCAAUGCAACAACCGGGGCUGCUGCUUCGACUCCAGCAUUCCCAGGGUGCCCUGGUGCUUCAAGCCCCUGCAGGAAGCAGAAUGCACCUUCUGAAGAGAGCCGCUGCCGACAGCCGGGGAGGGGAGUCUGCCUAGUGCUCAUCGCCUCUGCUUUUCUGUCCCCUUCUCGCGGCACGCGCUGCCCCCAGUGUCUGGGGCCUGAUGUCUCAAAGAAUAAAGUUCCCUCACUCAGCAUGAGGACAGGUCUUCCUUCCUGAGACUUCCCGCUGUCGUGUUUUGUUUCCGCUGAGUCGCUCUCUCCCUUCUCAGCCUUUCACAGACAGGGACGCAGGGGGUGUCUGAGCGUCUCUGAGCAGAGGGUCUGCCCCAGGCCUGGGGAGCAGGGAAGGACCCCAAAGUAGCUCCCUAGCUCUGAGGGUGUUGCAAACCUCACACCUAGUGCUGACCUGACAGGGAGGGCAAGCCACCUUCUAAGCCUGCCAUGAAGAACACCAUUUCAAAUGUAAGU